Molecule: messenger RNA, 9999 nt
Organism: Neospora caninum
Lineage: Eukaryota; Apicomplexa; Conoidasida; Eucoccidiorida; Sarcocystidae
Exons: 8
Coding region: 1-9999 (3332 amino acids)
Biological process (GO): regulation of DNA-templated transcription; mitotic sister chromatid cohesion
Cellular component (GO): nucleus; chromatin
Molecular function (GO): sequence-specific DNA binding; protein-lysine-acetyltransferase activity
Source: RefSeq, a predicted model, not a curated record
AUGGCGAACACGCGACCGUCCUCGACGUUGCGACACUCGGCGCGGGCUGAGAAACCCGCAGCCGAGUCCUCUUCGGCAUCUUCCUUCCGCGCUCUCCAGAACCUCCUGCGUUCCUCUUCUCAGCCUGCCUCGACUCCCACAGCGCCUCCGUCUCAGCCUUCCUCUUUCUCUUCCUUUUCAUCUUCGUCCUUCACUGCUUCUCGCUUCUUCUCUUCUUCCCAGCCUGCCUCGUCGACGUUCUCUUCCCGCGGCCUCGCAUGCACUUCUUGCGGCGCCGGCAGCGAGGCGCUGCGCCUCGACGACAGCGGUCACUACAUUUGCGGCGAGUGCGGCGUCGAGCAGCGGGGCGUACGUACACUCGAGCGCGACGAGCGGGACGUGGUCAUGGACUUCUUCGGUGCAGGCGGCGAGGAGCAAGGUCCGCUGCCUGCGUUUCGGUUCAUGCGUGCCUCCGCAGGCGGCGCGGGCGUCGGCGACGCCAUCAGGGCGUUGGCCGAGAGCCAGCGCGAGACCGAGAGGCGCCGCGAAGAGGCUGACGGAGAGCCUUCGCGAGACGCGUUUCCCUCCUUCGGCGUUUCUCGCGAAGCGCAAGAGGCGCAGACGCAGGCCGAGCUGGCCGCAGUCGAGGGCCGUGCUGGACGCCCGGCAGGCGACGCGCUCCUCGCAGAUGCAGAGGAAAGUCUUCUGCUCCAGAGAGCGAUGCGUGGAGAUAGUCCGCGCGGAGACGACACCGGUACCUUUCUGGAGCCCCUGUUUCGACUCUGUCUUGACGAGGCGAAAGGACGCCUCGGCGCUCUCGGUGACGGCUGCGGCCUCUCCGCGAAAGGCCACAGCGUUGGCUGCGAGCGCGAGGAGAUUCUCCUCCACGCUUGGCAAACGCUGCUUCGCUCUUGCUGCCGAAGGCUCGAGACGCUUCAGCUGCCUGCAGGCCUGGUCGAGGCCGAGGCCCGAAAGGUCUGGUCUCAGUACUUGCACUUUGUCUCCUCGAACCGUCUGCCCGUUCGCACCUUCUUCUGCAACACCUCCAGACACUCGUUCAAGAUUCCGUUCUAUCGAUGCGUUUCGUCCUCAGCAGCUGAACGGCGUCGGGCAAUGGACAAACAGCACGAUCUCCUUCAACACCCUGGCCUCCCGCGAGCAGUAAAGGCAGUUGUCAGGCUCAUGGGGCUCGACCGACCGGCUUAUAUUCGGAGAAUCGCGCCGUUUUACCGAGGCCAGUUUUUCAAUCGCUCGCGCAAGUUCUUUUCGCUCGUGCUGCCUUCCCCGCAGCAGUGUCAGCUUGUCGAGCGUGCGCUGUACAGCGAGACCUCCGCGAGAACGCAAAAACGCAACAGACGAGAAGGAAGAAACGAAGGGGGAGGGGCGGUGACUGCCGCAUCCCAGGAUCGCCGCGCGUCGGGUCUCGAAGAAGAAAUCGACAGCGACGUCUCUCCGUCGCGUGCGACGGCGAGUAGCGGAGCAGAGCGACGAGAAAGCUCUCCAGAAAGUCGAAAGAAAACGCAUUCAUCAACAAAAGCCCGAGGAGCCAAACAAAGGUCGCACACAGACACAGCGCGACAGGGCCUUUCAGACGACGCAGUCAGCCCCCAUUCGUCUUCUUCGUUGUUACCUUCUUUGUCUCCUGCCGCAGCUUCGGACCGCGUGGGCCCUGACACGCAGUGUGGCGCGGCGGGAUGUCUCGCUUUGCCGUCUCCUUUCUCCUCCUUUCGGCUCGGGACGGAGCGCACUGGAGACAGUGUCUCCGCGGGGCUUCCCGCAGAUCUGGUUCCGAGCUCCUGCGACCAGAGGCCGUCUGAUUCCGGCGAGGGACAGCACCUGUCGUUUGCGCCCUUCUCGCUCUUCCGCCUUCCACUGCCGCGCCCGCGGCGCCAACAGUGUCUUCCUGCGUCGCAUGCAGUCGAGGAGGAGGCUCCGGCGAGCCGCGCUGACACCGACGGCGCGCCGUUUGCGCUGAAGCGGAAGGCAACGGCCACGCAGAAACUCGCCGACAGAGGCUGGGCGGGAGGGGCGUGGACACCGGGUGUAUGUGCACCCCGCGGUGUCGGCGACAGGGGCGCAGACGCGCUUGAGGCGCUUGAGGCGACGGAGACAGUCGGAAGGCGACUGGGGUCUCGUUCGCGGAGACAGCGGCGAGGUGGGGGGACACCGACUCUGGCUCUGGCAUCUGCGCCUGAGACGUCCUUCCUGACUUCGUUCAUCGAAAACAAAACCGAGCUGCUCACCUUCAACCGUGUCGCCGGACGCCGGUACGGCCGGCAGCUGGACAUGAGCGUGGAGCCGUCGCGUCGCGUCUCAGGCAGGCGGAAAGCGAUCAACAUGAAGAACAACGCCGCGCCCAUUUCCUCGCUCCUCACAAACAAGGAAGCCUUCGGCGUCGCAGACACUGACGGCGACGGCGAAGUCGCUCCGCUGCCCCUGUGGAUUCUGCAAGUCAUGAGCGUCGCGCGAAGCCUCGUGGAGCACCCCGGCGAAAGCCACGGGAUCCGCGACGGCAACCAGGGCAUGAAAAGCGAAAAACAAAUCGCAUGCUUGAUCGACGCCAUUUACGAACACGACUUUCUUUCCCUUCUCUUUCGCUACAUUGUGGAAGAGGAGGAACAGCGGCGCGAGUGCGCUCCACAACCCUUGACCGAAAGGCGCGAAAAGGAAGCUCUGCCAGGCUUUCCCGUCCUCGCUCUCCCGGGUGUCUGUACACCGCUGCCGCAGGUGGAGAGCGCGAAGGGGGGCGAGACUCCAGGCGCGGGAGAGAAGGAAGACGCGAAAACUGGACGGGGAAGAGGCGACCUCGACCUCGUCCAGGUCGCGUCGCGCGCGCCGCCCGUCAAUGUGGAAAAGAAGUCCUUCUGGACCCGCCUCAAAGAAGCUGCGUUCCUCCCUAUCUCUGCCUCGUCUCUAUGUGAAGCCUCUUCUACGUCUCCCUCUGCAACUUCUGCAGCUUCUCCCGCUGCCUCUCUGCUUCGAGCCUCGUCCUCGGCGCUUGUCCGGAAGUAUUUGGCGUUGCCUUUUUCUCGCGCCCUGCUCGUGUGGGCAGCCGGAGUGUCGUGCGCCGACGGAGAAAGGAGGAAAAGGGAGAAGACGGAACGGCCGUUCGACGCGCCGCGGAAGAGACGAAAACACGCUCUCGACGAUGACGCACUCUUCAGGGAGGCGAACGCUGGGCGUCACCUCCAGGGAAUCGGUCCGCUGCCAGCGAUCGCGGAUCGGCCGCCUCCAGGUGUAUGUACAUCGGAGAGCGAUGGGACCGCCUCGGAGGCGUCCAGGAGAAGUGGGGCACCGUCCGCUUCUUCCGCUUCUUCGCUAGUGUGUUCCGCGUCGCAGCUGCUGCCAUUCGACCCGCGUCCACCGUCAUCGCUCGCGGAAUCUCCUGGUUCUUCUUGUUUCGUGUCUUCGGCUCUGAGCGGCGAUCCGUUUUUUCUUCUGCACGCCUUGGAGAUGCGCGAGGCGGCCUCUGGAGUCGCCUCGACCUCGCAGGGCUUCGUGGAGGUCGUGAGGACGGUGAGGGCCGCGCGACGGACAUCGGGGAAGCGAGUCGACCAGCCUGCACUCCUCGACGACGCGUUGCGCCCUUCUCCUGCGGCCUCAUCGCCUUUCAUCUCCUCGCGCGCGUCCUCUCUCUCUCUGUCCUCGGGCUUGGCUGCGAACAGGCAAGACCCGCCCAGUCUCCCUCAGCUCGCCGGUUUGGAAGAAAGGAACAGUCAACAAGAGCUCACAGACAGGACUGAAUCGGACGGAGACGCGAAGGCGAAGCGACGGAAAGCCGGGACGGAGAAAGCGACUCUCGCUCUUGUACCCUAUCUGUCUCCAGGGAACCAAAGCGUGUCAACUGUGGAUCCUUUCCACGCUGUCACCAACGACCGGCCUUCCUCCGCUUUGCCUUCCUUUCCUUCUUCCGGUCCGUUUUCUUCUGCGCGCCGCCCCUCUUCGUUUGCUUCGCCGCUCCCGGCUUCUCCGCGGGGCGGGGGGCGAGAAGAGAGGAGCGCCGCGACCGUCACGCCCUUUGCGUCUCUGGUUCUCCUGCCGCCCUGGCUUAGUGUCGUCUCCACUUCACAGCUCGAGUGGCUGCUGACACACCACGCCGCGAAGCGCGAAGCGACAAACUGCGGAGGAACGCCCGGCGAGGAAGAGGGAAAGGAAGGAGGGAAAGGAGAACACGACGAGGGUGGCGCAAAGCAGAGAAAAGGGCUCCGAAGGGGAAAGGCUCGCGAGCAGGUUGAGGCGGAGAUCGCGAAGCUCGAGAAGUGCCUCCGUCGAAGCGAUGUCAAAGACAGACUUGCCAAGGAGACAGGAGCCGGACGAAAGGGAACUCUGAAGGGAAAGGAUGGAGAGCAAGCCGCUGCGAAACACCAGGGGCAGGCGGGACUCAUGCAGCCCGAGAGGCGCUUGCGAGCGCUGCGAACCACCGCCGUUCGUGUGGCGUUCUCCCUCCUCGCUCAACAUGCAACUGUUCACAAGGAGGAGAGACAGAACAAGACCACACGGUGUCGAGACACGCCUGUCCAGGCGGUGUCGCCUCGCGACCUUUCCUCUGCUCCUUCCUCGUCUUCCUCUUCUCCCUCAUCUUCCUCUUCUCCCUCGUCUUCCUCUUCUCCCUCGUCUUCCUCUUCUCCCUCGUCUGCGCUGUCUCUCCCCAGUUCUGCCUCGCCUUCGUCGAGUGUGGCCGCUGAGCGAGGAGCAACAGAGAAGGCAGGUGGAGCGUCCACGUUUGUUCCUGCUGACGGUUUGUGGAGAGGCAGGUCUGCGGAGACCCGCGACGCAUGCAGCCUUCUUCUUUCUUCGCGUCUCUACGACCCGAGUUUGCCGGACGAGCUGCCAGCCAUCGACUUCUCGCUCCUGCUCGCCGUUCUCUGGAUUGCACUUCUGAAGUGUCGCCUCGCCGUCACUGCUCAGGACGUGCUGCGUCUCCUCCUCACGGAUGCACUGCCUCUCAUCUCGCUGCCGCGUUUCCUCCCCCCUGCGCUCUUCGCCUCCUGCGGCAUCUACGCCUCGUUUCCUCUCCAUCCUUCUCACCGACUCGCCAGCUUCGCCUCCGCCUUCCAGAUUUCGCGGUUUCCCUCCUCCGCCCUUCUGCACCGCGUCGCCUCCUUCCUCAUCCACUCGGUCGGGGUGUAUGUCCACCCUGUGCUGCCCCGCGCGCUGCUCCUGCGCCUCGCGCACGCAGUUUUCGACCGCGGUGGCCUUCCGGGUGCCGCGCCGCUCGUCGCCCACGUCGCCCGCUGCUUGCUCGACUGGCUCGGGGAGGAGGAAGCGAGGCGAGAAAAGAGACGGCGCAGGCGCAGGGUCGCCAGACGUCGGAGGCGCGAAGAAGACAGGACCACGCAGAUGCCGACGCCGCCUUCGCCGCCCGCUCUCGGAGACAGCAGAGAGAGUGAGGCCGGCGAAACCGGCAAGGGAACAAACAGAGGCCCAAACGCCAACCGCGGGCUGUCUACCAAGCAGUCCAAGUUUACGAGCGCUUCUUGUUCUUCAUCGUCUUUGUCUUCGUCUUCUAGCGAGGAGUGGGAGGGCCAAGGAGCGAAGUUUGUCUACUCUUUGGAAGAGCAGAGUGACGCGACGGCCUCGUCGGCGAGCGAGUCAGAGGCUGAAGAUGCGGAGGGCAAGAGAAGAAGGAAAGUGCGUUCCCGUCUGUCUCGCGAGCCGUCUCACGCGACUGCCUUCGUCCUCGAUGACUCGUCUUCUCCUUCGCUUGCUUCACCUUUCUCGUCGGCGGCCUCGCGCUCCAUGGCGAGUGUUUUCGGCGCGUUCUGCUUCAAAAAGUUCCCUGCUCCCGUCGCUGUCGGGGCAGCUGUUCUUCUCGCUUCCCGUCUCCUGUGGCCCCUCUGCUGCUCUCAACCUCACCUUACGUUCCCUCCCUCCUCUUCUCCACCUCGUUCUUCGGAUUCUUCCCCUGUUGUUUCGUCUUCGCCUCAUUUGCCCUCGCCGUCUGCGUCUGCUUUCAAAUGCCCGUCUCCUUCCGGCGCAGUCGCGGCCUCCACCUCUGCGCCCUGUUCGCGGGGAGACGCUGCUCCCGCACCGAUUGGCAGCGGAGACAGACAGCCUGAGGGGAACGGAGACACUUUUUCCGUCUCGCUCUUGGGCGCCUUUCUCCGCUUUGACUCCCAGCGCGAGGCGUGGGCUGCGCGCGUCUGGGGGGAGCUCGGACCUCGCAUCACAGACCGCAGAGAAGGCAGAGCCAGAGGAAACAAAGACAGGGAAACCGAAGAUGACGAAGUCGACGGUAAAAAAAAGGAAGACGGACAGACGCAAGGCGAAGAGAACGGAAAGGAAGGCGGAGGAGAUGGAGAGGACGCAUGCGGGGACGAGCAGUCAGGAGACGAAGAGGAAGACGACCGGGAAGGACGUGGAACCGAGGCAGAAGGAGACGCAUCAGAGGGAAGGUGUGAAGACAGAGCCCAUUUGUGGGGUUCAGCAGAAGGCGAGAUUGAACUUCUCCCUUUGGUGCCGACCUGCGUACGAGCUCGUCUGCUGCGUCACGUCUUCGCUGCGGCAGACGGGGAAGCGAGGCGGAAAAAACAGGCCCCUGUUUUCAAAGCAGAAAAACGUUUCCUGCUGGUGUCUUUUGAAACUCCCGCAAGAGCCGUCGGAUGGCGACGCUCCGGGAGAGCAGCGUUCUGGCUGCUGGUUCAGCUGAUGGACAACUUCGCCUGCCUAGGCGAGUGUCUCCUCUCUUCGCGCUCUUCUCUCUCGGCCCGUGAGGAAGCUCUUGAGCGUUUCUUGGCCUCUCUCCAUUGUGACACAGACGGCUUUUCCUGCGUCGAAUCCCAGUCUCCUCGUCGCCUCGCGUCGUCCUCUUCUUCGUCUUCCUCGUCGUCUUUGGUUUCGGUUUUCCCGGUUGCUUUCCUGGGUGACUUGGUGGACGCCCAGACGUCGGUGUGUUGCGACUCUGGGCUCUCCGGCUUGCGUGCGCUCUCCGGCUCGUGGCGUCGCCACUUCUCGGCAAGUCCUUCGUUCUCUGGAAAAGCUGCGUCAAGGUCGGACGCGGAGAUCUCCGUUUCAGCCGCGUCUCCCUCCUCUGUUUCUUCCGCGUCUUUCCUCGCUUCGGAUCUCGCCUUUUUCUCCGGCUUACUAACGAAGUCCGCUCUGUCCUUCUUCGACUUCGAGGCACCCUUCGCCCUCCCGGCGGCUCUGUUCGCGGGGCCGGGCGAGGAGGCCGCGGAAGACUGCAGAACCCGAGGAGACAGCGACAGGCCGCGAGAGGAACUUCCCGAUCAGCGAGGAGACGACGCUCUAACGGCCGAGAGAUGCGAGAACGAGCGCGCACCACGCAACCCCGAGAUGACGCCUCCGCGCCUAGUCGCGGCGACGAAAGAGAAGAGCGCCCUCCUUCCUACGAAGGAAGCAUUGCGGCUCAGACUGUUGACUUGUGUGAAUCGCGAGCACGCCUUUCAGGUGCGUUUCCUGUCACGCAUCCCGACGAAUGUUCAGCUUUUUUCAGGUCUGCGCCUUUCCGCUUCGCUCCCCAGCGCGGCUCUUGACGCUCUCGGGUCGGCAGUCUCCGGCUGCACUGCGUCGCCGCACUCCGCUUUUCUCUCCCCCUCGCUCUCCCACCUUCUCCAGCUCCAUCCGUACUUGGAUUUGGGCGCAUACAGCCGCAGCAUCGUUCGGCGGCGCGUGAAAAAUUUCCUCAUCAAUCGGCCGAGGUUCAAAACUGCGCAGGCAGCGACUGCCGCGACCCUGAGGCAGGCAGCUGUCUCCGAGGACGAGGCGAGCGAGACAGGUGAGCGCCGUUCGAGCGGUGAGUGGCGAGGCUCCGCGGGGGAGUUCGUGGACACUUCGACGCGCGCAGACGAUGGAAGCGUCGAGAGAGGCAAACACGGAGGAAAGAGCGACUCGGCCGAUGGCGGGGAGGACUCGAGUAUGCCGUUUGCGUCUCUCGCGGAGGCACUCGAAAGGGCUGCGACCCGGACAGCGUCUUGCGUGUACGCGGCGGUGCGCGAGGCUGCAGCGGUGACGCGGAAACCCGGAAGGAAAGACGCAGAGAGAACGCGAAGGGGAGGCGAUUCUCACGGGGAAGACACAAGAGCGCAGGAACCAAGACGAAAGAGACGACGCGAUCUUCGUGGUGACGACGGCUCCACGCACCCGUUGGUGUUUCUUCCCGUCGCCCCCCUGGCUCCGGCUCCCUCUCUGUCUGAAGCAAAUGUCUCUUCAUCGCCUGCUGACGAAGAGACAUGGCAGUGGCUCGGCGAUCCCCUCGUGUCAGUAGCCCCAGAAUUGCGCGCGCAGGUGCCUCGUGACGCGUCCUCUUUCUCUCCGUCCUCGGCUCUCUCAGUUCCGGAGCACUUGACGCUCCGGUUUCUCGCCCUCACUGGCGCGGAACGUCCUCCUGCGUACCGCGACUCCUCGCCGCUUUCUAUCUCUGCGUCGACCCCUUCCUCUGCUCGCUGGCCCUCGUCCGCUUUCUCUUCUUUCUUGUCUUCCUCGUCGGGUAAAAAUUCUGUUUCCUCUGGGAAGCACCAAGUCGCUCUCGCGCGGUCUUCCGAGGCGAGUGCCGAGAAGAGGAGCGGGGGACGUGGCAGAGAGGCGGGAGGCCAAACGCCUCAGGCCCAGACACGGGACCCCUGCUCAGAGUCGCAGAAGUUUGGACGCGAAAAAGACAGGAACGACGGGCUCUCGACGCUAAGCUUCUUCGAGGAAGGUUUGCUCUCAGGCGGAGCGCGACGCCUGCCCCCAGCUCUCGAUGGGAAGGCAACUCAAGACGGCCACCUGCCUGUAACCUAUCUCAUGCUCCUCUACAAAGUUGCUGCGUUUCUCGGAGCGCAUCCCAACGAGAUUCACAAGUGUACGUUCACCAUGGAGCGCCGCCUGGUGCUGCGAGUCUACGCGGCGGAGAAGAAACGGCAGAAGAGAGACGCGAAUCUGACGCGAGGGGAGACGGGGGGGAAGGCGACAGGCCUUUCUGGCGGGCGAAAAGAAAGGCGGCAGGGGCGGAGCGAGAAAGAGAACAAGGAAGACAUGCAAUACGUCAAAUGCAUGCUGGCGAUGGGGGGCUCGUGGGGACGGUGGCAUCAGACACAGUACGCCAGAGAAGAGGCGCGAAGACACCGGAGAGAAGAGAAGAUGAGGCGAGAGAAGGCGCUGGAAAUCGAAGAAAUGGAAACCGACCGAGGAGCCACACAACAGAACAGAGCGCGGGAAGAGGAGCUGGAGUUGGAAGAGAAGAGGAGGAACAAGGAGAAGAAAGAGAAGAAGAAGAAAGAGAAGAAGAAGAAAGAGAAGAAGGAGAAAGAGAAGAAGGAGAAAGAGAAGAAGAAAGAGAAGAAGGAGAAAGAGAAGAAGAAGAAGGAGAAGAAAGAGAAGAAGGAGAGAAAGGAGAAGAGUGCGGUGGAAGAAAGCAGAACGGAGCAGGGGAAGAGAGCGAAGGACAAGCGCGAGGGAGACGAAACCGUAGCCAGCACAGGUUAUGACGGGAAAAACCGGCCAGCGGGACGGGAAGACAAUCAGAACGCAGAGGAACAGGCGGAUGGCGCCCCGCAAACACCCAGGGAGGAGGGAAGAGAGGAACCGAGAAAGAAAAAGAGAACGAAGGAGACGAAGGACUUGGACAGGGACGAGGACAUAGACCCGGAGAGGCGAACUGGAGACGCUCAGAGCCUUGCCCAGAUAACACGCCGCAGAGAGGGAGACGCCGAGGCGAGCGCAGAAAAGGUGCAUGAGGAGCAGAUGCCAAGUUCGUUGGUCGCCGGACAGGGAUUGGAGGGAAACGCGACAAACCACAGAGAAGAAAAUGAGAGGCCAGAAAUCGGAGAUUCUCCUAAACCAGGGGAGGGGUGGCACGAGACGAAAGCAGCGAAAAGGAAGAAAGCGAAAAAAGAGAAAGAGAGAAAGAGAACAGAGCCACUGGACGCGGCAAUAUUUGGUUUUGGAGACGAGGCGCAAGACCAGACAGCGGCAAGGGAGGAGACGGGAGCGAGCGAGAAGGCCCCGGAAGUUCAAGCGAACCAAGGGGAGGAAGAAGGAAGACAAACACAAGGAACAGAAGUGGAGGCAGAUGUAGAGUAA